Messenger RNA from Salvia miltiorrhiza (redroot sage), 1143 nucleotides. Its product is annotated as transcription factor NIGTH1-like. The record is from RefSeq and is a predicted model, not a curated record. Lineage: Eukaryota; Viridiplantae; Streptophyta; Magnoliopsida; Lamiales; Lamiaceae. The coding region runs from base 273 to 992 and encodes 239 amino acids. Gene Ontology annotation, molecular function: DNA-binding transcription factor activity; DNA binding. Gene Ontology annotation, biological process: regulation of DNA-templated transcription. The transcript is spliced from 3 exons.
UAAUACAAAACAAGCAUUUGGCUUUUUUACUCUCUGCAAAAACUCUCGAUCCCUUUAUAUAUGUAUUUACCUGUUUUCUUGCAUGCUCUUCUCACCGGAAUUUCCCUUUUUAUUUUCCCUCCAACAACCACCCAAAUAAAAGUAGCAUUUCCUCUACAUAUAUUCUUUUUUCAGUUGUACUUUAUAAAAAAAAAUUCAAGAAAAGAAAUUCUUGGGCUUUUCCAUGCAACUAUAUAAAAUAGAGGGAAGGAUUGACGUGCAACUGAAAGACGAUGGCAUCAACUGAACUCAGUCUUGAUUGCAAGCCCAAUAUCGAAUCUCUGGUUUUGAAAAAAACACAGAAGCUGGAAGAAUUUGUAGCCCGUCUCGAAGAAGAAAAACUCAAGAUUGACGCCUUCAAGCGAGAGCUUCCACUUUGCAUGCAACUUCUCAGCAACGCUAUGGAGGCGUCAAGGCAGGAGCUGCAGUCGCAGAGGAUGAAGCAACUCUCAGCAGAUAAAGCUAAGUGGAUGUCAUCUGCAACACUCUGGAACCAUCAAGUUCCGCCGCCGGAAUUAAGGCUUGCGCCGCCAGAAGACAGCCAUGUUUGUACAAGAGAAAACUCGGGUGACCAUAAAGAGAAGAGGAAGGCCAGGAGAUGUUGGUCGCCACAUUUGCACAGCCGUUUUCUCAAUGCGCUGCACAUGCUCGGUGGUUCGCAACUGGCCACUCCCAAACAAAUAACGCAACUAAUGAAGGUUGAGGGAUUGACUAGUGAUGAAGUUAAAAGCCAUCUGCAGGUACUCUCUCUCCCCUUGAUUAAUUGGAGUUUUAAAACCAAUUACGAAUUUGUGUGUCCACAGAAAUACAGACUGCACACAGGAAUCCAGGCUCCAAGCCCAGUGGUAGUCGUAGGUGGCAUAUGGGUCCCACCAGAGUAUGCAGCCCACGCCGGAGCAUCGCCUGCCGCCUUCUAUGGAGCCACCGCUCCUACAAUACUGCCACCGCGUUAGUAUAGACCUUUUUUUCCUUCUUCUUUUUUAUAGGGCAGGGGAAUAGUGUUAAUUGUUAAGGACUGUUUGGUCCAAUUAAAUGGACCAAGGUGUAAAUGGGCUAAUAUUUCUUAUUGCGCUCUACUCGUACUAACAUCUGAAUUUUGCUCAA